Malassezia globosa CBS 7966 is the source of this 750-nucleotide messenger RNA. RefSeq lists its product as uncharacterized. Bases 1 to 750 code for a protein of 249 amino acids. Gene Ontology annotation, biological process: maturation of 5.8S rRNA; maturation of LSU-rRNA. The record is from RefSeq and is a predicted model, not a curated record. Gene Ontology annotation, cellular component: preribosome, large subunit precursor; nucleolus. Lineage: Eukaryota; Fungi; Basidiomycota; Malasseziomycetes; Malasseziales; Malasseziaceae. The transcript has a single exon.
AUGCGCAAAAUCAAACUGAAGGAAGAAGAACAGCCAGAGCUUGUAGGUAUCAAGAAAAAGACAGAGCGGCGCGAAGCCACUCGUGAGACAAAAGCUUUACGUGCGGCCAAGCUAGAGAAGUCGAUUGAAAGGGAGUUGCUUGAGCGUCUCAAGCGUGGUGCAUACGGUGAUGCCCCACUUAACGUGAAUGAAGAUGUGUGGAAUGCUGUAUUAGAGAAUGCCCAAGCUCGUGUGCCUGAUGCCGAAAGCAGUGCGUUGGAGCUCGAGGAGGAGCUCAGUGACGAAGAAGCUGAAGAGGACAUCGACGCUAUGGAUGCGGAGAUGCGCGCGAUCAACGAAGAUGAUGAUGAAUAUGGACAACGAGAAUUCAUAUCCGACGACGAAGAUGAGAGUGAAGAUGACCUGGAAGAUAUGGAUUCGGUACGUGGUAAUAGUCAGUUUUUAACGCAUUUCAGUUUGAUGAUUCGGAAAGCGGUGAUGAUGACGAGGAUGAAGAAGAUGAAGAAGAUGGAGAUGCAAGUGAAAAAGGUCCGAAGAGGAAAUCUGGCAAGCGUCCACAACCGAAGCGUCCAUCUGUCGGCCGCCCUAAUUCGAGAGGCAAACGAGGUAAGUGUUUCAUAUUUACGUGCUUAUCACCAGGUCAUCCACAUGUCGAAGUCGAGUAUGAGCGUGAAACGGAACCGCUCACUGCUGAACAACUCUCACAGUGGUGAAUACGAAGUCACAGGGUUUAAUGUCUGUUGUACAUAA